CAGCAGCUGCCAGGCAUUCUUGCAUUAGCUAUAUUUAAAGCUUUUAAGGAGCACUGAAAUCAUAUCUGGAGCUAAGCCGACAAUACCUGGGUAACACAAUAGAUCUUAGAGGGAUAAUAAUGGAAGAAACAGGAAUAAUGGCAUACAAAAAGUUCCUUGUCCCUGUAUUACUGGGUGUCGGAUGGAUUGCUGGUUGUGUAUUGAUGAUCUAUGUUGUUUUCUCAUGAUAACAGAGAGAUGAUCUCAUGAGAGACAGAAAGAACUGGCUGUCAAAAGAACAACACUGAUGUCUGCAAAGUUCUCUACAGUCCUGGAAUGUUACCUCACAAUAAAACAAUUAUUUAGCAA
Xenopus tropicalis (tropical clawed frog) is the source of this 348-nucleotide messenger RNA. RefSeq names its product small transmembrane regulator of ion transport 1 (gene strit1). Gene Ontology annotation, biological process: regulation of slow-twitch skeletal muscle fiber contraction. Lineage: Eukaryota; Metazoa; Chordata; Amphibia; Anura; Pipidae. The transcript has 3 exons. The record is from RefSeq and is a predicted model, not a curated record. The coding region runs from base 120 to 227 and encodes 35 amino acids.